GUGGCGCGGCGGCGCGCGGCGGGGCGCGCAGAGCGCGCGGGGAUGCGGCGGGGCGCGGAGCCGCAGCCAUGAAGUACAAGAACCUGAUGGCGAGGGCCCUGUACGACAACGUCCCCGAGUGCGCGGAGGAGCUGGCCUUCCGCAAGGGCGACAUCCUGACGGUGAUAGAGCAGAACACCGAGGGGCUGGAGGGCUGGUGGCUCUGCUCCCUGCACGGCCGCCAGGGCAUCGUCCCCGGCAACCGCGUCAAGCUGCUGGUCGGCGCGGCGGCGGCGCAGGACGGCCGCUCCGGGCCCGCGCCGGCCGCUCAGCCCCUCAGCCGCCCCCCGGCCGGCCUGCCCGGCCCGCGGGACCCCGUCUACCAAGUGCCGCCUUCCCACCGCAGCCAGGCCAUUUACCAGAUCCCCACUGGCCACGACAUUUACCAGGUGCCACCCUCCGUGCAGAGGUGUAUUGACGGUCCUGCUGUGGCUAACAAGGUAAUAACACCAGUCAGGUCAGGACAAGGUUAUGUUUAUGAAUUCCCCUCCAAACACCAGAAGGAUGCCUACGAUAUCCCCCCCGCUCGCCCUCUCCAAGGGAUAUAUGACAUUCCCCCCACAUCGGUUAAGGGGCCUGCACUUCCAGUUCCCAUGGGAGAAGCAAAAGCUUUAGGAGUGUAUGACAUACCACCUGCCAAAGGGGUCUAUGCUGCACCUCCAUCUGCAUGCCAAGAUGAUACAGCCCCGAGGGAAAACUUGCAGGACUUUUCAUCUACAGUGGCCCACAGUGUAAGACCAGAAGGGGUAUAUGAUAUUCCUCCUCCCAUCACCAAAGCAACUGGAAAAGAACAUAAUAGAUUUUCUCCUGAGAGCCUAUUAUUGCCAGGUGGAAUGCCACAGACACAGGGUGUUUAUGACAUCCCUACAAACCAUCAAAACCAUUUUCUUGGGCAGCAAAUUGCACCGGAAAAGGAUGUUUAUGAUACCCCGAGGGGAAUUGCAUUCCCAGGACAACAGACAGGACUCAGUGAAGGUCCCAUCACAGAAGGAAGAGAAGGUGUCUACGAUGUGCCACCAGCAGUCCUCCAAGACAAUAAAGGCUUACAGGAUGUGACUGAUGGGAUGAAUAGGCUGUCUUUCUCCAGCACAGGAAGCACGAGGAGCAACAUGUCCACAUCAUCAACGACAUCAAAAGACUCUUCUCAUUCAGCAUCAACUGCACAGGACAAAAGACUAAUCCUUGAUCCAGACACGGCCAUAGAGAGGCUUUAUCGCCUCCAGCAGAUGGUGGAGGCGGCUGUCCAUCACCUCACAGCCUUCAUUACACCAGACUGGAGGUCCUAUGGGUAUAUGGAGAAGCACAUCAAUGAAAUUCACGCUGCUGUGGAUAAGGUGGAGCAGUCGCUGCUGGAGUACCUCCAGUUUGCCAAGGGAUCCGCAGCCAAUGCCUCCUGCCUGCCUGACUUCAGCCUCCUCAACAAAAUGAGGAGGGAGGUGCAGAGGCUGGAGGACUCUCACCAGAUCCUUACCCAAACCAGUCAUGACUUGAACAGCUGCAGCUGGUCUUUGAACGUGCUGGCUGUCAACAGAGUGCAGAGCAAGUGCGAUGACCUGGACCGGUUCGUGAUGGUGGCCAGGACGGUCCCGGACGACGCCAAGCAGCUCACCACCACCAUCAGUGUCAACGCAGAGCUGCUCUUCAGACAGGCCCUGGGCAGCUCCCGUGCCAAAAACGCACCAGAGAACGUGAUGGGCGCUCCUGACUGUGUGUAUGACAGCCCUCAGAUGCAGCAACACGCAGAAAAGGCACAGAGCCACUGCAGCGCCCUUCCCCCGCUCCUGAGCAAAGGCCAGCACCCUUACAGUGCCUCCAGUGAGAGCUCAGAAAAGAGCUGGAUGGAUGACUACGAUUAUGUUCACCUGCAGGGGAAAGAAGAGUUUGAAAGGCAACAGAAGGAGCUUCUGGAGAAAGAAAAUAUCAUCAAGCAGAGCAAAAUGGAGCUAGAGCACCAUCAGAUCCAUCAGUUCCAGCGUCUGGAGCAGGAGAUCACGAGGCCAGUAGAGAACGACAUCUCCAAAUGGAAACCUCCCCAAGCCCUGCAGACCUCCCACGACAGCCGCCUGCUUCUGUUCUACUCGGACCAGUGCGAGACUCACUUCAGCUCGCUGCUCAGCGCCAUCGACGCCUUCUUCAGCUGCGUCAGCUCCUCCCAGCCGCCGCGCAUCUUCGUGGCGCACAGCAAGUUCAUCAUCCUGAGCGCCCACAAGCUCGUCUUCAUCGGCGACACGCUCGCCAGGCAAAUGACCACUCAGGACAUGUGCAACAGGGUGGUGAACUCCAGCAACCAGCUGUGCGAGCUGCUCAAGGGCGUCGUUCUGGCCACCAAGGCGGCUGCCUUGAGUUACCCCAACACAGCAUCCCUGCAGAAGAUGGUGGACCGGGUAACAGAGCUCUCUCACCACGCACAGUUGUUCAAACUCUCGCUGGCCCAAAUGGCCUCCUUAUGAACCCCCAGCAGAAUCAGCAAAGCAGAAGAGCAGACACAAACUGGAGCUAUUUUUAUGGAAAUGUUAUCUUUUUUUUAGAUAUUUUUAUUAAAUAUUUUAAAUAUAUUCUUAUGCAUUAGAGAGUCUAAUCAAAUCAGGGAUCUGGGAAUAUUGUCUGGUUCUGUGUUAUGUUUCUUAUACACAUUUAGAUUUGUAUACACAGCGUAUAUGUAUAUGUUGCUACUUUCUUAAAACAUCAAUUAAGCACCUUAAAAAUUACGUGUCGGGUAAACAGUGCAUAUCUUUUGUAUAUACAGGCUGUUUCCUCAGCAUAUUUGUUAACUGGAUGCUGCACUCUUUUUGUUUCAUUCCAUCUUAAUGCUGGUGCAUGGACUUGGUUGUGAAACCUACUUGUAGCAAUCCAUGAAGCAAGUGUAAUGGUUCUCAUAGAACUCCAUUCCCUUCUUAGAAAUUACUUUCUAUAGGUUAAUUCUGUGAAGUUUAUCUCCUCUUGACGUUACUUUGUUGUGUAAAACAUUUGGUCAUUCUGACCAACGUAGAUGCACAGCUACAAUGAGCAACAUGUCAAGCAAGGCAUGCAGCAUUUGGGAGAAAAGCAUUUUUAGGCUUUUUUUUUUUGUAAGAAGCAGGACCUUCAAAGGAGGAAGGCAGAAUUGUAUAUAUUUAAUAUCUUUUGGCAUUCACAUUUCCUCUGUUUCUAAUAACUGCAACAUGGGAUUUCAAAACCGUGGAUGGAUUCCCAGCAAUGUAAUUUCAUACAUGUUUACUUUGUAUGUCCUUGCAUUGGCAAUUUAAUUUAACAGUCAGGCUUGAAAGCCUUAUUGUUUAUGGACUCACAGUUAUCCUGAGGGCAUCCCAGGUUCCAUUGGGCUCAUCUUUGAGGCUGUGGAUGAGCAAUGUUUCAAAAUACCAAUCCCUUUCAGAAGGAUUAACAUACAAAUUGUAUUUCGUAUGGAAAGAAAAGAGCUUAAUUUGAAAUAACAGGUAUUUUAGCAUCUCUAUAGCAUACACACAAUUUAGUGAAGAAAUAGCACUUAAUUUUCUAGGACAUAUUAUUGGAAAUUAAUUGCUUCUGUUGCAAUUCUGACUUCCAUUCAACUACUGGGCUUUUUUUCUGGAAUUCUGUUGCGUAGGUGGUGGUCUUCUCUGCACUACACUAUUGUCAAAAAUGAUGUCCUGUUUUAGUGGACCAUUCCAUCAGUAACCACGCACAGUCCCACCUGGUAAUUUUCAGUGUAAAAAUUGAAAAUUUUUACCUUUAAAAAUUGUUUGUAGAAUGUUAGUCUCCUUUAUAAAUUUCAUGUAUGGUGGUCACUCCAAAACACAUAUCAGCUUAUUUGUCGUCAUUGCCUUCUGUGUAUCCCCUAAAAAUAAGUCACAGAACAUCUUUUGCCUGUGGUUCCCAGCCUAAAAGCUGUGCUUCAAAGUGAGCAGUAGCUCAGGAAAAUUCCAGGUGAUUCUGGCAUUUUUAAAACAGAAACACAAACACUACUGUCCUUAUUCAUUCAAGGUAGUCCCACAUUAAUGUGUUCAGAGUGUUUGCUGGAUCGCUGGGAUCCAGUAGCAUCUGGGAAACAGGCACUUCUCACUGCUACCUGACUCCUGGCUUUCCCAUUUUGUAGCUGAACAUGUGCCUUAUUGAAAUGGGAUUUGUUGUCCUAGAACCAUUUCAGCACUGUAUGAAACCCUGAAGCCUUAAUGUAUUGUCUUAGAGCAAAGACCCCUCUUCACUACCAUAAGGUUCCAGAGCACAGAACAUUCCUGGGAGGUCAGUGGAAGCCAGCACAAUCCCAGCUGGCUCAGGAUGGGCUCCAAGGCUUGGCCUGGUGUAACAUCCUGAAAGUUGUGAUUUUGUAACCUAUAACCAGUUGCCAAAAAGCAUUCUGUGUGAACCUGUCUUGUGCUAUUGUUGUUUGGGAUUCUUUUGGAUUUCCUUGUCCAUUUUUUUCAUUCUGUAUAUUUCUGUAUAUUCUUAGGAAGUGAAAAUGUGUUUUUAUGUGUAGUGGUUAUGUUGAUAGUUUGUGCUUUCCAAAGGAGAACCUCUAUUGCAACCCUGUAUUACAGUUUGUUAUCUUGUAGAGAGUCAUUUUGAAAUUAUUAAAAUGACUAGCUUUUUUAUAUAAAAAGAGGCAGCUUGGUCUUAUUUUUCUCUUGUUUUCAGAGUCUUCUAAAAAUAUUAAAAGGAAGUAUUGCUGCUUGCU
Molecule: messenger RNA, 4690 nt
Organism: Oenanthe melanoleuca
Lineage: Eukaryota; Metazoa; Chordata; Aves; Passeriformes; Muscicapidae
Gene: NEDD9
Product: neural precursor cell expressed, developmentally down-regulated 9
Exons: 7
Coding region: 69-2489 (806 amino acids)
Biological process (GO): cell surface receptor protein tyrosine kinase signaling pathway; cell migration
Cellular component (GO): plasma membrane; cytoplasm
Molecular function (GO): protein binding
Source: RefSeq, a predicted model, not a curated record